This is a messenger RNA of Parascedosporium putredinis, 2004 nucleotides long. Lineage: Eukaryota; Fungi; Ascomycota; Sordariomycetes; Microascales; Microascaceae. The record is from the annotation of a GenBank genome assembly.
AUGGCAUCUUCGGCCCUGCGGAGAUGUUCCCUUAGGGGAGCUGCCUCCCUCCGGUCACCCUCGGUCUCGAGGUCUUGGACCCACCUCCAGAACAGGUUUUACUCACCAUCCUCCGCCAAGCUGACAAGCUCUGAGUCGCAAUGGGAGAAGCUUGUCGAAGAGUACAAGGCAUAUCUCGGCCCCUUACCCCAGGAAUCCCCCAAGGAUCUGUUCGUGAACCCAAAGCCCGCCAAAGACGUGACCGUCAACGGGUCCCUGGAAAAGAAGCGAGUCGUCUCUUCAAAACUGGGCUUCGUCACCGUCACCCGCGACUCUGCCGGGAUCGAGGUCCCCGUCGUCUUCCAAGGAAAGGAGUUGUUGCAGAAACUGCGCCAGAUCCCUCUCUUCAGCGCCGUUUCAAUCAAGGGAGAGCUAGUGGAGAAGCCGGCUAAGGCAUCCGAUCCGGAUGCGCCUCCCCAGUAUGAGCUCGUCGCCGAAUCCGUCGACUGCCUCAGCCCCUUCCCCAAGGACAUCGCCCUGACGGAGAGCGACAACUUUGCGCCCGAGUCGCGCUUCCUGCAGCUGCGGUUCCACGCCGAGUUCAGGCACCGCCUACGGUUCAGGGAGUGGCUGCAGUCCACGUUGAGCGCCGUCGCGAGCGACCUCGAAUUCAGCGCCGUCACCACGCCCAUGCUCUUCAAAUCCACCCCUGAGGGUGCGCGCGAGUUCCUCGUGCCCACGCGCACAAAGGGGCGUGCCUACGCCCUGGUGCAGAGUCCUCAGCAGUACAAGCAGGCGCUCAUGGCUUCGGGUAUUCGCGGCUACCAGCAGUUUGCUAUCUGCUUCAGAGACGAGGAUUUGCGCGCCGAUAGACAGCCCGAGUUCAUGCAGUUUGAUCUUGAAAAGUCGUAUGCGGACGGAAAGAAGAUCACGUCUGAUAUAGAGAACAUUGUUCGAACAACGUGGCAGCGCUUCCGCGACGGCCACGUUUUAUAUCGAUACGGCGACUCCUUCAUCCCAGUGCAGACUCAGCACGCCUCUCGACCUGACAUUCAGAAACUGGAAUCACAAUCGAUUCCCGCGCUCCCAAGCGAGCCUUUCCCGCGCAUGACUUACCAGGAGUGUAUGGCUCUCUACGGAAUCGAUAAACCCGAUCUUCGUAUUCCCGGCCAGAUUGCCGAUGUUACGAGGCACCUCGACCAAAAUUUCGUCGGUAUGAUCACCUACCUCAAGGAGCCGAUCGUGGAAGCCUGGAAGUUUCACUUGGGGUCUUCCGUUCGCGAAGCACGAGGUUUUGUAAACGAGUUUAUGAACGGCCUCAAUGCCCAGUUCCGAGACCACCCAGAUGGGACGCCCCAGGUGCUCAUCUUCGAUCCCCAGAAGCCUCUGGACGGAUUCUCAUCGAUGGGGCCCGAGGGCAUAGAGCCAUUACUACCAGACUUGGGACCCGGUGACCUAGAGCCCGGUGACGUCGUCGUCUUCCAAGCGAGGAAAAAGGGGCCAUUUUAUGGUGGCUCUACCAACCUCGGCGAAGUUCGCAAGCGCAUCUUUGAUGCUGCCGAGGAAGACACGCCGGGGCAAGGCGGCACCGCCGGCUUCAACUCCACGCAUCAUCCUUUUACUGCGCCUCUGACGCCGCACGACUUUGAGCUCCUCCGUACCGACCCCUUGCAAGCCAAGGCCGAUUCCUACGACCUCGUGCUCAACGGCACAGAGGUCGGCGGCGGCAGUCGCCGUCUCCACCGCGCCGACAUACAGGAGGCCGUCAUGCGCGAUAUCCUAGGCAUGAGCGAGGAGCGCAUCGCCGACUUCGCACCCCUGCUCAGCGCCCUGCGGUGCGCGCCACCGCACGCUGGUUUCGCCUUUGGAUUUGACAGGCUCUGUGCGCUGCUGAGCGGCACUAACUCGAUUCGAGACGUCAUCGCGUUCCCCAAGAGUAUGAAGGGAGAGGACUUGUUCGCGAGGAGCCCUGGUGAGAUGACGGAGGAGCAACUGGCGACGUAUCACUUGAAGUUGAGGGACUAA